AUGAGGAGCAAACAACCACCAAGGAAGAAAAGAGGAACAACACGACCAGAAAGUUAUAAACGUUAUAUCAUACGUGAUGCCAGAGUAAAGGGGGCAGGUUAUGUUUCCUACAAAGCUCAAGAACAAAGGGGAAAAGUAGUAGUGAAACCGUUUAUUGAUGGUAUGAUUUCAUCUACAUUCACCUUCCUGAAAUGUGAUAAGCCUCCAGAACUACCAAAUCAGCCGGCCUAUCCCCAAGGAAAGGUACCCAUUAACAAGAAAAAGAUACAGGAUUUGAGAAAAUUAACUGAGUACACGAGAGGUUAUGAACAUUUUUAUAAUGCAAUCCUACUGUGGCCUACAACUGACUCUGAAAACCCUGAGGAAGUGGAUCAAGGGUGUGAAUAA
Molecule: messenger RNA, 387 nt
Organism: Homalodisca vitripennis (glassy-winged sharpshooter)
Lineage: Eukaryota; Metazoa; Arthropoda; Insecta; Hemiptera; Cicadellidae
Exons: 3
Coding region: 1-387 (128 amino acids)
Source: RefSeq, a predicted model, not a curated record